GCGAACUACCCAACAAAGGUGCGGGACUAGAGAACCUCGGAGCGGUGCGGCAGCAGGACAACGGCAGAGGAUACACUGAAUGAAAACGAAGGGCUAAAUAGCCAGGUUAUAUUUUAAAUGUUUUAUAGAUAUGAACGAGAGAAGCCGUCUGCUUCACCACCAAAAUAACCGAAACGUUGUUGUUCUCGUUCCUGCCAAAGAACUGCUUUUUCACUUGAAAUCCUCGAAAACCUGGCUGGGUCCUACGGAGUCCAUUUCAGCUGGUCCCACAGAGAGCAGAAUGGAUGGAAAACCCCAGGUCUAGCGACCCGCUCAGUCAUCCAAACCGAGAAGGACGAAAGUACAGCCAGCCGAACGUUUUAUAACUGCAAGAGGGCAGUGAACAAGCAGCGGGGAGUCAUUUCACCUCUCCAGGUUACAGCCGCCUAUUGUUUUUCCACACAUUCCGGUGGUGUGAUGCUCCCUUAGGUUUGACUGCAUACAGCAUCAGCGGAGGAGACAUGGGUGAAGUUCAGGACGCCAGGGAUGCGAAGAGGAGCUUCGUCGCUCCGGCGAUAAAGUCCUUUGAACAUUAUGACUUUUCCAGAGCCAAAAUCUGUUGCAGCCUCAGAUGGCUGGUGUCCAAGGCAUAUGGGACAGACAGCAUCCCUGCAGAACUGAAGGACCCCUUCUACACUGACCAGUAUGAACAGGAGCACCUGAAGCCCCCUUUGGCAAGCCUCCUGCUAUCUGCUGACCUGUACUGCAGGGCCGGCAGCCUCAUCCUGAAGAGGGAUGCUGCCAAGCCGCUGCUGGGUCACGAUGCUGUUAUUCAGGCACUGGCUCAGCGUGGUCUCUACAUCACGGACCAGGAGAGACUGGUCACUGAGAGGGACCUGCGUAAAAGGCCUCUGCAAAUGGGCGCCCACUUGGCCAUGAUUGACACUCUGAUGAUGGCCUACACAGUAGAGACUGUAAGUGUGGAGAAAGUAAUGGCCUUCAUUCAUCAGUAUUCAUCCUGCCAUUCUGUGGAGGAGAGACCAUAUGAUACAGAGGACACAUUGACAACCUGGAUUAACAAGGUAAAUGAAUUUCUCAAAGAUGCUGUUGCUCAGCAGCAGAAGAAGGAGACACAGAGUGCUGAGCAGACUGGGAGUCCCCGGUCUCCAACCAAGUGGUACAUGAAGCUUGUACCUGCUCGCUAUAGGAAAGAGCAGGCCUUGACCCAGCCUGCUCCCUGGAUCCCCCCAGUGGACAAUCUGCUUAAGGACAGCACAGACGGCUCGGCCCUGGGUUCACUGCUGCAUUUCUACUGCCCUCAGCUGCUGUCACUGGACGAUGUGCGUCUAAAGGAGAACAUGAGUCUGGCUGACCGUCUCUACAACCUGCAGCUCAUACAGGACUUCUGCAAAGACAACCUGAACAGCUGCUGCCACUUCAGCCUGGAGGACAUGCUCUACGCGUCGUCAACCAUCAAGAAUAACUACCUGGUGUUUAUGGCGGAGCUGUUUUGGUGGUUUGAGGUGGUUAAGCCAUCUUUUGUAAAGCCAAGAAUGCCUGACAAUGAAGGCAAAGAACCCUCAUCCAUAUUGAAAAAUAUGCCUUUCAUUCCAAUCUCCAAAGCUACGAAAAGAAGCUUCAUGGAAAGCCCUCCAAGUCCUGAAAGACCCAGUUUACCCCUUCGACCCCAGCCUCAUAACACAGGAGAGAUCAAGAGGUCAAGCUCAAUGUCCUUUGUUGAUGGCAACCUAGGCACAUGGCCCAAAGAGAAAAGGUCUGGGCCUUACGGAGUGUCGUUUGACAUCCCCUUUGACAAAGAGGAUGCUGCUCCUGGUGCAGCUUCCUCUACACAUGGAAUGGUUAGGUCUAUCAGCACUGAUGAUGGUUCUGGUUUCAAGGUCCACCACAUGCCUCGUGGAAUGAAGAGGAACCUGUCGUUCCAGCCGGUGAAUGGUCAGAGCAUUGGUAUCCAGGAGGAAGGCUGCCCAGAUAGCCUCGCAGGAAUGGAGUCCUGCACGCAAGUAUUCCCUAACGGGCAUGGAAGUGUCAUAGCUUCAGCUCCUUCCAUGGAGGAAGCCCUCCAGAACUUCCACAGCCCAACUAGGCUACCUGUAGAGGGCAUCAACAAUGGUUUCUUCCUGCACAACCAAGACGCCGGGGAUGGUGCUGGAGGCUUGAACCCUGUGUCAGAGUCAGAUUCCAAAGAACCUUUGAGCACCACAGAUACCACGGAAGUGGACACUGGCAUCCAUAUCCGAACAGAAGACAUGCUGGAUGAAGAUUCCUCUUUGAAAGACUGCUCUGUGAACAUGGAUCUGGAUGUGGACACACCAAGCCCCUGUCCAAGUAAUCAGAGCAAAUCCCUCUCAGGAACAAAGAUGACCAGCUUUGCUGAGCAGAAGAUGAAGAAGCUCAGUCCAUCAGCUCCAGAUUCAGGCAGGGGCAGCAGCAGCUCCAUGAAGACCACUCCGGAGGGCUCAGAGUUUGCCCUUCCACUGUCAGUGUCCUGGGCACCUACACCUGAGCACAGCCCCAUCCGCCAACAAUCCACAGCAGCCCAUACUGCUCAGGUGACACCCACAUCUGUCCAGCUUCCACCGAAUGACCCUGCACAAGUCAUGGCUACAGAGAUGGUGCAGUUGAGGAUAAGGCUUGAAGAGAAACGGAAGGCUAUUGAAGCUCAAAAGAAGAAAGUGGAGGCUGCUUUUACGAGGCAUCGGCAGAAGAUGGGCCACUCAGUAUUCCUAAAUGUGGUAAAGAGGAAAGCUGAUGGGGCUGCUAGUGGGGAGGAAGCUGAUGGAGAAGGAAAGUCGGCAAGCACCAGUCCCACAUUUAAAUUUGGCAGGAGCAAGGCAAACACACCUGAUGGAGCAGAACAAAGCAGCACACCUUCUUGUUGGCAGAAGACAGCAGUUACAGGGGACGAGGGUGGACAAAGCCAAGCUCAGAUUACAGAAGCAGAUCUCUCAGAGUAUACGCGUUCUAUCGAAAAGCUCAACCAUUCUUUAGCAUUUCUCCAAGCUGAGAUGCAACGUUUAGCUCAGCAGCAGGAAGUAAUCAUGGCCAUGAGAGAACAACAGCAUCAGCAAGCAUGGGUCAUUCCCCCACACCAUUCAAACCCCUCGCCUCAGAAAAAUCCUCGAACAGGAGCUGUUACUCGCUCUUCAGGACCUUCUUCUCCUGUCAACUCACCUUGUUCCACCCAUCGCUCUCCAACCAGCAUCAAACGGAAAUCUGCUUCCUUCCACUCACGCAAUCCUCGCACCGCUCGACCCAGUGAGCUCAAGCUGGCCCCAUAUAGCCGUGUCCUGACUGCCCCGCAGUCAGUCGACAGCAUCCCAAGGCUGCGCAGGUUUUCUCCUUGCCAGCCUUUGAUGAGCUCUUUUAUUUACAUGGGGGAGAAGCCAGCAGCUACCAGUCCAGAAACAAUAGGCCAAGACGAGGAUAACACCAAGGAGACAGAUUCAGUCCUGUCCCCCGAGAGGGAUCUGGCAAGUAUAUGUGCUGCCAGCUCACCUCCCAGCUCCCCCAACCUGCAGACCAAACGAGAUCAAAGUGAAGUAAAUAGGGCCCAUGAACAGAUUUUAGACACUGUAAAAGAUGACCAGAGCAACAAAGUUAAGAAAUCAUUUUUCAAACUUAAGCCUACAAUUGAGUCUUCAUUCCCUGAGGUUCUGGCCCACCCUGUGGUAGAGACCUUCACAGUGACGCCUACAGAGAUACCUUCAAGGCCAGAUCCCUCCAGCCAGGCCAAAAGCAGUCUGGUUGAGGUUCCUCUGUCAGUCAUGAAGCCAGUGGAUGAUCUGACAAUUGAUGAUGGUUUGGGGAUGGAGCAAGACAGUACUGAGAGUGUGGAUGAUGAGCAAAAGCUAUGCCGUGGAUUCUUUUUCAAGGAGGAUGGAAAGGCUGAGGAGAACAUGGCACAGAGGAGAGCUGCACUGCUGGAGAAAAGGAUGAGGAGAGAGAAAGAGAGCCAGAUAAGGAAGAUGCAGCUGGAAGCCGAGUUGGAACAGAAGAAAGAGGAAGCUCGCCUGAAAGCUGAGGAGGAGCGUGUCAGGAAGGAGGAGGACAAGGCCAGGAAGGAAUUCAUCAAGCAGGAGUACCUCAGGAGGAAGCAGCUGAAGCUGAUGGAGGACAUGGACACCGUCAUCAAACCUCGACCAGCCAAGCAGAAGCGGGGCCGACCCAAAUCCAUUCACCGUGACACCAUGGACUCCCCAAAGGCGCCUGUGAGAGCUGCAACAGGUUCACGUCAGCGUUUCUUUUCAGUCUCCAGCCUGUCUCUGGCUUCGCUGACCUUGGGCGACAGCGACAGUGUUCACUCAGACAAAAGAGCUCCAAGAAGCUCUAGUUUAGCCUCUAGCAGUCUCUUCUACUUUCUGAGCUCUCCCAAACAGAGAAGGAGAUGGCCAGACUCUGCAGAUGGCUUUCUUUCACCAAGUUGCUCCAGCAGCAGGAAUGGAGAAAAAGACUGGGAAAAUGCCUCAACCACCUCUUCUGUUACAUCCAACACAGAGUAUACUGGACCGAGGCUGUACAAAGAGCCCAGUGCCAAAUCUAACAAGCACAUAAUACAAAAUGCUCUGGCUCACUGCUGCCUCGCAGGCAAGGUCAAUGAGGGGCAAAAGAACAAGAUCCUGGAGGAAAUUGAAAAAUCAGAGGCCAAUAACUUCCUGGUUUUGUUCCGGGAUUCUGGCUGCCAGUUUCGAUCUCUCUACACCUACUGCCCCGAGACAGAGGAGAUCAACAAGCUCACAGGCAUCGGUCCAAAAACCAUCACACGCAAGAUGAUCGACGGACUCUACAAGUACAACUCGGACAAGAAGCAUUUUAGUCAGAUACCGGCAAAGACCAUGUCAGCCAGCGUGGACGCUGUGACCAUUCACAACCACCUCUGGCAGGCCAAGAAGCCACCCACCCCUAAAAAAGUAGUGCCUGCACAGUCCUAAUAGAACUCUAUUCCCCCAAUCAGUACCCAUCUCAGUUUGCACUUCGCUGUACAUAUCCAUAACGAUUCCAACACCUGCAAUGCCAGUUUGAUCAAUGUAUAUUUGUCUUUUUAUGUUAAUUUCUCCUCUCACUGCAUUCCUGUCCCUGUCUAUCCUGCAUACUAUGGACUCAAUGUGACAGGAUGCAUCAGAUUAUGAACAUCUGGAAUGUAGGUUACUGUUAAACAAGGGAUUGACAACAUUUGAAUCAGUCUAUGAAGGUAUGUGCAAGUAUCGUUUGGUUUUUUUAUGUGCCAAAAGUCAAAGAAGAGACAGUAUGAAUGCAAGGACAUUUUAUGUGGAACACUGAAGCACUGAAUGUUUUCAUAUACAGAUCGAUCUCUGCUUGUAUUAACUUGUUGAUGUCUGGCCUUAUGCACAUUUAUUUCUGUGUCUGUGUGAGUGCAUCGAAGGAAUUACUAAGCAGAAACUUUUUAUUUGUUUUCAAGGACGCCUCUUUAAUGUGUUUGGAUUUAACAGUUUGUAUGAAAGGACAAAAAAAAAAAAAAACCUAACUAAUUGCAUACAGCUAGUGUUAGCCACACGGUUCAUGUGUGCUCAACUCAACAAAGCCAAGCGGUUUCAGUUUUUACAGAACACUGUUUGAGGAAGCAAUCAUCAGGAAUGGAGAAUGUCGCUGUAGCUCACUGGUGCUCAACCUGUGUCAACCACGAAACCUACAGACAAUUCAUGCCAUGAUCUCUUUUCACUGGGUGAUGCAUUAUACCAAGUUGCAUUAAGCAACCCAGUGGUGGGAGAACUUCCUGGUUUAUCGUGAAUGAUUUAGACAAAGUGGUUGAGAAUCACUGUUUUAAAUUACGUUGCUAAAGUUUCACACCCGGUUUGGGAACAAAGCAAGACCUUAAAGCUCAGUAUUAUUUUAUUUCUUAAAAGCAGCAAACACCACCAUGUAGAAACCUUAUAAUCUAUAAUUAUAUUUUACAAAACACUUCCAGCUGCUGGUUUGAGAAAUAUGACUGAAAUUCAAGGAGUAAGUGCUGCUUAAUAAUGUCUACACUCAUGAAAACUGUGAGGCAAUUCCACAACACACUAAAAUGUAGUAGAUUUGUAGAGCAAAGAAUGUCUUCAGUUCAGAUAAUUUCUUCCUCCAUGAAAUAGGUCAACCAUGCAUCCAAGUAGUGCCAAAUCCUUAAGAAAAUGUCCAAUAAAAAAAUAAGUUGCCAUAUGUCUGCAUUUAUUGAUCUUUUUUGCACAAAUAGGUUUUAUUAUUAGUUAUUAAGUUGUGAGUGUGUGUAGCGGCAGACUAUUUGUCUGAUGUCUUUAAACGCAACAUGUAUUAAAAAGGGCAAUAGCGUGGUAAAUACAGCUAUAUUCCUUGCUUUUAAAAAAAUGAAGGUAAACAUAUGAUGCCAGGAAGGGAAGUGCAGGUGGAUCCAAGCUGCUGAAUACGGGUAGAGACUCACUCUCGGGUUUUAUUGGUGUCAGCAACGUGUUAUUUUUGUGUCCGAAUGUCAAAUUAACACCAUGUGUGAUUUGUUUACUAAAUAAAUCCUUAAACAUUGUGCUAUUAUUUUCCUAAGAGUGUGUCUGCGUGGGAGGGGGGUAUUUAUUACCAAAAUAAAGCAUGUACAUGUUUUUAAAAAAUGUCAUCUAUGGUAACAGAGAGAAAGAUCAGUCCACAGGAAGCUCUGUCCACAGACUUUUGGCUGUUUAAGGCCAAGGGGAAAAUAUAAUUUAAAGUGUAAUGAUACUGUACAUUGUGUUCAUGUGAGCUUUCUGUUUGCUAUGAUGCCUUUGUUUGUGCUGUUGUUUAGCAAUAAGCAGUAGUUCCAUUUUUGAAUUGGUUUCACUUUUUUUUGCAAUUAAUAAACUUCAGCAUGGCCUCA
Molecule: messenger RNA, 6814 nt
Organism: Girardinichthys multiradiatus
Lineage: Eukaryota; Metazoa; Chordata; Actinopteri; Cyprinodontiformes; Goodeidae
Gene: camsap2a
Product: calmodulin regulated spectrin-associated protein family, member 2a
Exons: 19
Coding region: 501-4928 (1475 amino acids)
Biological process (GO): neuron projection development; cytoplasmic microtubule organization; negative regulation of microtubule depolymerization
Cellular component (GO): microtubule minus-end
Molecular function (GO): calmodulin binding; microtubule minus-end binding; spectrin binding
Source: RefSeq, a predicted model, not a curated record